This is a messenger RNA of Daldinia loculata, 3141 nucleotides long. RefSeq lists its product as uncharacterized. The transcript is spliced from 2 exons. The coding region runs from base 159 to 2981 and encodes 940 amino acids. The record is from RefSeq and is a predicted model, not a curated record. Lineage: Eukaryota; Fungi; Ascomycota; Sordariomycetes; Xylariales; Hypoxylaceae.
UAAAAAUCGUUCCUGUUUUCCAAAAGUUUUACCCUUACAAAUAACCACCUACAAUAAUUGCAAUUGCAAUAUUUAACAUUCAAUUAAUAUUGAAUCAUUUAUAAUAUAAUAAUAUCUAUCAAUUAUAUUAUUAUCAUUAUUACAUUAUAAUUGUAAUCAUGGACACCUCGCCAUUGUCGCCUCCCCCUCCAACCUCGCCAUUAUUGCCUCCUUUGCCCUCCCCUCCUCAACGUCGCAGGCCCCCUCAACCCCCUCGACGCCGUUUAUUAUAUGGCGAAAGUACAGCUAUACCGGCUCAUGCGUCUAGUUCAACCAAUCCUCCUAAUACUAUACCGCCUAUACCUGUCCCUGAAGAAGAGGCAGAUGAUAACCCCAACAAUGAAUCUAGCGAGAGUAAUAGCGAAAACCCCGCCGAAAACCCCGCCGAGAACCCCGCACCGGCUUUCAAGCAGACGCCAGAAGUGAUUGCAGCUGAGACGUUGGAAUACUGGAAGACGCAGAACCGGACCCAUGGCUAUAACUUUAAUCGCUUUAUAAAGGGAUGGCUUUUGACAAAGGCAGCGAAUGCGAGGGGCAGCGGCAGGAGAAUUCGCGAAAUGGUUCAAAUACUUAAAGACCCUCAAAUCCAAGAGCGUUUAAACGAAGCCGGCGUUGAAAUACACAUUCGAAAUAAGGGCAAGGGCAAGGGCAAGGGCAAGGGCAUUAACAAAAAUGAUAAAAGUGAUGAGAGCAAUAGUGAUGAGAGCAAUAGUGAUGAGAGCAAUAAGGACGAAGAUUACGCAUUCGAGCUCCGGAGGGAGCUCUCUGCUUUGGUGUGUCAACCUGCCUUUGGCAUGUUCGAGCCUAAAUCAUUUGUUGCGGAAGGUAAUGAGCCGUGUGCUGUCAAAGAUAUCUGCAAUACGGAUUGGAUUAAUAGCGCCCACCGGUCCUCUUGGCCUCAAAUACUAGCUACAGCACCUAAGCUUAGUGCGUUAUUAACAGCUAUCCUUGCCAACGAGCGAGCUGGCCAGAUGUCGUACAUGACGGCCAAAACCAACACUGCCUUUUCACAUGAGGCUAGGGCAUAUAUGAUUGUUGCCUUAUUAUUAGGCGCCUACGCGCCUAGGCGAAGCAAUAUGCUACCUGUAUCUAUCGGCAUAUACCUUCAUAGCAGUGGGGUACAACGUCGGGUGAUAGAAACGUUGGCUCAGUUUGGCGUAUGUUUGGGAUAUAAGAGUAUUCUCACGCGACUAAAAGAAAUGGCUGAUCAAGCAAAAGAUAGUCUUAAGCGCAUUGCCCACGACCCAAAUGCCGUAUUUGUUUACGAUAACUUCAAUUUUAAAGAUAGCGUUCGGGAUUUGGCUUUAGGCCGUAAAGACAUUAUGCAGAACCUAACCAACUGUCUUAUUAUAGCCAGCCCUGACGUGCAUGGCCCGUUUCUUCAGUCUCAAUGGCGUGCAACAGUAUCAUUUCAGAAAAAAUGGCUGGCUACUUACCUCAUCCCCCCCCCGAAAUGCGAAGCCAAGGCUAUUAAAUAUUUGGUAGUCGACUCAAUUCGAUCGAUUUUUAAAAUGGGCGCCCUUAAAAACGUUGCCCCUUUUCCAAGGGUUGCCAGGCCUAAGCAUAAUGUCAGUUAUAUUGUGCAAACACCUGCUAUCAAUGAAAACGAGGGGGAAAUAUCAGGCGUUUACCGAGUUCAUGAUAAGCUAUUUCGCAGCCUGCUCGAUUAUAGCCAAUACGACCAACGGUUAGCAAUCAUACACGGAGACCAAAAGACCACCUCUUAUAUUCGAGCUAUUGUAGCCACCCAGCUUGAAGCCGGGGAGACUUACGAUCGAAAGCAAUGGCUGGUCCCUGUCCCUGCGUUUUUUCAUAUCAUGCUAAACUUCGUGCAGCUGAUAUUUCGCACGUUUUGGGAUCCGUUGGUCCUGGAGGACGUACAGUUUUUUGACCGUGGUCAACAUAUUGGGAAAGACCGCGUCAAGUACCACCAAGCCCUGCCUCUGUUACGGGACGCCUUUAACGCUCGCAUCUUCGCUUUUUUAAUAGACGAUCUUAUUUGCGCAGGUGAUUUGCCGGAAAGCAGUGUUGAUUCUAAAUCCAUUAGCGAGGUCUUAAAGGAAAUCGCCCCUAAGGUAUUAGAAGACAAGCUAUCGGCUAUACAAAACCGAAUAUUUAGCCCUCAAGCCUGGACUGGUGAAUAUAUAGAUGAGCAAAACAGCUUUAUCGACGUUAAUUUCCGAAGCUGUUGUCGAUAUAUGGUAGUUAUUAGCUAUUUGCUAAUGAUGGUAACUGCUGUCCAACUUGGAGACUAUGGCGUAUUGCGGCAAAUUAUACCCCAAUUGCCGCUCUUUUUCUACGGCGGAAAGUCGAGCAAUUACGGUCCGGAAAUGUUGUACUUUGCCUGGCUCCUUCACCCAGAUGUCUCCGAUCCAGAGUUAGCUACGGGUAUUCUCCGGUCGGGUCUUGUCCGGUGUACUACCGCUGGGAGUGGCUGGAAAGCUAUCGACCUAGCAUUGGAGCACGUCAAUAACGCGUUUGCCCUUGAUAUUAAAAAUAACAAAAACUCGACUCGUAAUACAUCUGUUAUUUUUAACCGCCUAUCUGUUGUUGGGCCGUAUACUGCGGCUAACCGGGUUAGCCUAGAGAACACGUUUCAUUCUAGUCAAAGUGGCCAGCACUCAGCAGUAUCUACCGUUAAUGAGGUUAUGGAGUAUGCCUGCAAAUUAUACCGCGAUGGUAAUACCAAAAGGCGUGUAGAUGAGUCUACAGCGACGCAAGCCCCGUUCGACGCGCCAGAUAUUUUGCACAUAGGGGCAGAGCUUCUGGCAAAUAGCAAAAUCGACGACUUUAACGCUAAGAUCGUUCGACCUGCUCGGGUAUCGUCACAGCAGGAUUUGCCUGUAUUACAUGACGAAAAUGGCCUAAUUAUCGAAAGCGAGGAGGGUCAGCGGCUGUACGGGGUGGUUGGAGAAGAGAAUGACGAAAAUGAAGAGUGGUAGCUACGCGAUAGCGCUUUGGAAAGCUGUCAGGCGGAUGGUAUCAUCGAUACUAUAACGCCAUUUUGGCUGAAGAUAACGGCAAUACUGCAAGAGCAGCAAGGCAAGUUAAGCAUCUUUGACGAAUAAUCCCUUGUGCUUAAAGUCCCGGCCCUUUCCCGGG